Molecule: messenger RNA, 2426 nt
Organism: Helobdella robusta
Lineage: Eukaryota; Metazoa; Annelida; Clitellata; Rhynchobdellida; Glossiphoniidae
Exons: 18
Coding region: 1-2256 (751 amino acids)
Source: RefSeq, a predicted model, not a curated record
AUGGCCGCACUAGGUCCAGAGGUGACAGUGGAGAUGAAAAAUGCUCUGCUAUCAGUGAAGCUGGAUAACAAGAUGACUUUUGAACCCGCCGAAGUGUUGAAGGAAUUCGAGGAACUAAACAUCACACCAAACAAGGUCAUGAGGGAACUGACCAACAAGAACCUCAAGAUUCCUCUGAGGAAUGCCUUCGAAGUAGUCAUUGGUCUGGUUCAGGGAGGCCAUGCUUCCAGCAUCAGCCAGGUCUUGGAGAUAGUCAACCCGUCGGAGCAGCUGCGCGAGCAACAGUUCCAACGACGCCAGCAGAUGCACGUCAACAGGUUCGCCACCCGACAACGCACGUUCGACUACCACGACACCAUGAACUGCGUCCUGGAGUUGCUGUCCAUGAACUGCUGCGAGGGGGCAGUUGAUCUCCUGAAGUACGCCAUCAACAACGUCCUGCUGUCCGACAGCGAGGAAAAGUUGGCUCUGGGACUCAGGAGUGUCGUCAUGGAGUUGCUUAGGAAGGGAGUGGGACCUCGAACCGAUUGCAUACGCUGCCCUCAAACUGCAGAAGACCGGGGUUUGAGUUCAAGUGUCAUUACUUCUGGCCUGCACUCUUUAAGGCAGCCAAUCAGAAGGAUGUUGACGGCAAGCGUCUACAGACUGACGGAUUUCUUGCUGAAGACUGUCCACACGGAACCUGGCAGCAUGCAGAAGACAGUUUUCAACUGGUCGCUGAUGCCACUAGUGGAGAAGUGUGCCCAGGAUUAUCCGGAUGUCCUGAAGAGAUAUAAGGAAAUAGAUGUUCCCAAAUCGAUGAGGGAGAUGUUUGAAGUGGCCUGCCUGCUCCAGAGGGGGGCCUUCACAGAGGCACGUAAUCUAAUUGAGAGUGGAUACAAGUAUGCAGGACAUUUAGUGCAGAACGCCCUGAGUGAAGGCUGGAUUAACAGCGGCUUCAAGUCUAGAGAACUUGUUGAUUUGUUAAAGACCUUGAACUUGAGAUCAGUUGCGCCGAUGAAGACGAACUCGAUGAUGUUGUUGAAACUGUUGAAGACCAAUCACAACAACUUAACUGCUGAACAUUUCAACGACCUGAUUGCAUGCUGGGUUGAUGCGGAUUUGAAGCUGCUACCGAGGUACACUCAUCCUUUGAAGGUCGAGGCGGGCAAGAGAGGGGUCACCGUCGAAAAUGUCAAGAGAUUGACUGACCAGAUAACAUCCUCCCAGUUCAGCAUGGGAUUUGAUUCACCAAUCACAAAGGAUCUCAACAGCAAGGAUUACUUACAACCACUAACAACAGCAACAACUUCAACAAAGACAACAACUGCAAAGACGAGACCUGAAAAAUCUUCCUCGAAUGUUAAAUUUUUGCCAUGCGCAGGCUUCAAGAACACCAUUCAUGGACUCUCAGAAAAGCCCGACCUUCCAGUUUUACUUUCAGUCGAGAAGAUGAACCUGCCCAUGAGGAUCAAAUCUUUCUUCCAGAGGAAAUUGUUUAGCGCUUAUGUCAAUGAGAACAAAGGCAAAGAGAUGAUUGACAGGCUGAAGGACACGCCCACAAUGAUGGCUAACUAUUUGUCAGUCGAUGUUCUCAGGAAGUUGUCCGAGAAGGAUGCCAAGCUGUUUGAACAUGUUGAAUCUAUUUUCAUGAGCCAUCCUCCGAUGAUGACCAGAACGCCAACACAAGCAACGAGCAAGGAAGCCUCCAGCGCUACUACAACCGCUACCACUUCUACUACUAGUACUACUGCUGCCACAGACUCUCUUGCCACUGAUGACGUCAAGAAGGGGACUGCGGCCUCAAAGAUGAAUGGAAGAUUGUACAUUACUCCUUACCUGGCGUUCUAUACUCAUUAUGUUAAGGGUAAUCAGCCUGACAAGGCUAAGAUGCUGUUGGAAAAGUUUCCCCAGAUGAAGAAUAUGUUGAGAUUGGGAUUGCUUUGCAAGUCGCUCAAAAUGGAGAAGAAUGAGGAGAUGCUGGUGAGGUUGUUGGACCUGCAUGAAGAUAAGGAGAACCCCAAAAGAGUCAUUCCAAUCUUCAACAACCUCCUCCUAAGCAAAUGUGAGUCGAAUGAUCACAAGUCAGCGUUGAGGGUUUACAAUGACGCCCUGUCACGUGGUAUCGUCUUUGAUGAUUUCUCCGUUAGGUCCCUGCAAGCCCUCCAGUCUGUUCUGCAGGGUCACAACCAACCGAUGCCCUGGAAAGAAGGUGAGCUAGAGAAGAAAGCGGAGUUGGCUUCCAGAAAGGACUUCUCUGAUUCCGACUCUGAUUAAUAAUAACUAUAAUAAUAUAAUAAUAAUAAUAAUUAAAAUAAUAAUAACAUUAAUAUUAAUAAAAACAAUAAUGAUGAUUAUAUGAAGAAAGUAUGACCUCUGAUUAAUUAGUUUAAAAUGGAUAUUAUGAUGAAGAACAUCUUGAUGUUGAACAACAUGAAGAACAUAUG